Messenger RNA from Caenorhabditis sp. 36 PRJEB53466, 672 nucleotides. The record is from the annotation of a GenBank genome assembly. NCBI's taxonomy places the organism in Eukaryota, Metazoa, Nematoda, Chromadorea, Rhabditida, Rhabditidae.
AUGACCAUCGGCGGUUUUUGCACUCUCUCGCUCGUUCAGGACCACUGUUGUCCGGCCACUCCGGGCGAGUGCGCAACUGAAAUUGGUAUUUAUUCAUUUGAGAAUAAAUAGAUCAAAAUGGAAGUUUAUAUCGAUUUGUUGAUAGUUUGCUCCUUUUACUGCGCGCGCAUUAAACGCCUUUCCCAAAUGUAUUUUGGUCAGAAAUUUAGCGCAUCUGUCUCAUUCCUAACUGUUAUCCGUUUUUUCCGCUCCUUUUCUCCGGUUUAUUCUCAUUUAUUCAGUUUUUCAGCUAAAAUGCCGUGCCAAUCGCAAGUUUCCGGGCGUUGCAUCGCCUCGACGCUCGCCGUGCUUGCUGGAGGAGCCCUUAUCGGAUACGUUGUGAGCAUUCUAUACAUUUUUUUUUUCCUUUUUGCUCUAUUUCACAAUCAAAAUCCGUUUUUGCAGGUCGGAUACAAGCUCGCGCAACGCAAAGCCCGCUGCAAUUCCAAAAUCAAGCUCGACCAGAAGAAGGUGGCCGACUCUGUCGAUAUCGAGGACAUCGGAGAGAAGAAGGCCUUCUGCAGAUGCUGGAAAAGCGAGAAGUGGCCGUACUGCGACGGUACGCACGGAGCCCACAACAAAGAGACCGGAGACAACGUCGGCCCACUUAUCAUCAAGUCGGAGAAGAAAUAA